AUGUCUGGUGUAGCCGCUGGGCCUUACAGCCAGGCCAUCAAAGCUGCUGGGCUGGUCUUUGCGGCCGGUCAGAUCCCCGCGGACAGCACUGGGAAGCUAGUGUCUGGUUCCAUCGCCGAGAAAACCGAGCAAUGCUGCAAGAACCUCAAGGCCAUCCUGGAGGCAGCAGGAAGCGGCAUUCCCAAAGUCGUGAAAGUCGGGGUCUUUCUGUCUGAUAUGAAGCACUUCCCAGAGAUGAACGGAGAAUACGAAAAGUGGUUUUCCCACAAACCCGCUAGAACUUGCGUUGCGGCUCGAGAGCUUCCCAAGGGCGUGGACGUCGAAAUUGAGGCCAUUGCUGUCCAGUAG
Molecule: messenger RNA, 348 nt
Organism: Exophiala spinifera
Lineage: Eukaryota; Fungi; Ascomycota; Eurotiomycetes; Chaetothyriales; Herpotrichiellaceae
Exons: 2
Coding region: 1-348 (115 amino acids)
Cellular component (GO): mitochondrion; cytosol
Molecular function (GO): deaminase activity
Source: RefSeq, a predicted model, not a curated record